Merops nubicus (carmine bee-eater) is the source of this 1219-nucleotide messenger RNA. RefSeq names its product IQ motif containing G (gene IQCG). Gene Ontology annotation, cellular component: cytoplasm; sperm flagellum. The transcript is spliced from 10 exons. Gene Ontology annotation, molecular function: protein binding. The record is from RefSeq and is a predicted model, not a curated record. Gene Ontology annotation, biological process: cilium organization; sperm axoneme assembly. NCBI's taxonomy places the organism in Eukaryota, Metazoa, Chordata, Aves, Coraciiformes, Meropidae. The annotation marks the transcript as partial.
GAAAAGCACAGAGACUGAAGAAGUGGGAAAAAUCAGCCAUCUGGAAGCUCUGCUGUUUACUGCUGUGCUGGAGAAUUUUGUUGAUCAGCUUUCAGUUCUUGGAUAUGUUAUACCAGUUUCAUGUGCAGGCAAAACAGACAUCAGCCACAUUGGUAUCCAGGAAAUGAAAGAAAUGGUAGAGACUCAGAAGGAUCUGGACACUAACUACCAAAAGCUUAUGUCAGCAAGGCAAGGGACUGGGGAAGCAGUUACCUCCAUGUCUCAGAAGUGCAGCAAACACAAGCAGAAGCUGGGGAAAACUGAAGAUCUAAGAAGUGCCCCUCAUCCUUCCAACAAGGCCACGACACGCAGCGCUCCAUCUGUAGAGAAUCUCAGAAAAAUUCAGGCUGACAUGCAGUAUGCAAGUGAUGUCAUUACAAUCACUAUGGAAAAGUUACAGGAGUCAGGAACAUUUAAUAGCCUAACAGAAGCUAAUGAGAAAGAGAAGGCAAAAAAGAACAAGUUUCAUGACUUCCUCAUCAGGGAGGAGGAAGGAAAGAAGGAGAUAAAGUCACUUGAGAAACAGCUGGAAGACAUCAAGAAAGAAACUGAAAUAGAACUUCAGAACCGAGACAGUAUGAUUGCUUACCUCAAAGACGAGCUCCAAGAGAUGAAGGCCAAAACAGACAUGGAGAGCUGCUACGUGAAGAAAAGCACAGACCUCCAGGUCCACCAGACCCAGAAGAAGUGCAGCAAUGCAGAGAAUGACCUGGAAAAGGAAAUUCAGAAGUUGAGGAGCAAGACUGAUGAGGAGAUUCGAGUGCACAUGGAGAUUGAAAAUUUCCUCAGGCUACACCAUAAGAAGGCAGAGGAGAAGCUGGAAUACUGGGUGGACAAGUAUGAAAAUGACGCAGAUGCCAAAGAUGAAGAACUGGAUGCUCUAAAAGCAUCAAAGGCAAACAACUUGGAAAUGCUGCAGAGACUUGCUGAGGAGUGCCGUAUAUUUGAGGAAACCAUCAUCAGUGACCGGGCAGAAAAGGAGGCUAAAAGAAGCCAACUAGAGCAAGAUGCCCUGGAGCUGAAGAGCAUCCUGAAGCUGCAGGCCUGGUGGAGAGGUACAAUGGUCCGCAGAGAGCUUGGCCCCUACCAGGCCUUUAGGAAGAUUCUGGAGAAACGGCAAUCAAAGGACUCUGCCGAGGCCAAGCGCCCCUUCAAGCCCCAGUUUCUGCUGCCUGAGUGA